CGCGGCCCCCAGAGCCCUUCUGCAGCCCCUGAGGAGCUAGGGCGACGACGAGGCUGCCCGGCGCCGAAACCAUGAACCGGAGUUUCCACAAGUCUCAGACCCUGCGCUUCUACGACUGCAGCGCCGUGGAAGUCAAAAGCAAGUUUGGGGCCGAAUUCCGGAGGUUCUCCCUGGACCGCCACAGGCCGGGCAGGUUUGAGGAUUUCUACCAGCUGGUGGUGCACACCCACCGGCUCGCCAGCACCGACGUGACCAUCGGCUACGCAGAUGUGCAUGGAGAUCUGCUGCCCAUCAACAACGAUGACAACUUCUGCAAGGCCGUGUCCAGCGCCUGUCCCCUGCUCCGUGUCUUCGUCCAGAAGCGAGAGGAGGCUGACGGUUGCAGCUUCGGGGCGGGCGCCCUGUCCAGGAAGAGGCGGGUGCUGGCAGCCCUGCGGGAGGAGGGCCUGCGCCGCCGUGCACCCCCAGCCAUCGGCCUGCCGCGAGACUUCCGGCCUGUGUCCUCCAUUAUCGAUGUGGACAUCCUGCCCGAGACGCACCGCAGGGUAAGGCUGUACCGGCACGGCUGUGAGAAGCCAUUGGGAUUCUACAUCCGGGACGGCACCAGCGUACGGGUGACCGCCCAGGGCCUGGAGAAGGUCCCGGGCAUCUUCAUCUCUCGCAUGGUGCCCGGCGGCCUCGCAGAGAGCACUGGGCUGCUGGCCGUCAACGACGAGGUGCUCGAGGUGAACGGGAUCGAGGUGGCGGGGAAGACACUGGACCAGGCCACAGACAUGAUGAUCGCCAACAGCCACAACCUCAUCAUCACGGUCAAGCCGGCCAACCAGAGGAACAAUGUGGUGCGCAGCAGCCGCACCUCGGGCAGCUCCGGCCAGUCCACGGACAGCACAGCCAGCCCUCACAGCCUGCCACCUGCACACGUGCUGCAGAACUUCCACCCUGAUGAGAUGGAGAGCGACGAGGAAGCUGACAUAGUCAUCGAGGGCUCUCUGGAGCCCCAGCCCGCGCCCCGGACGCAGCUGGCGCCUCCGGGCAGCCUCACGCGCAUCAAUGGUGCCAGCCUCGCUUACCGGUUGCACAGGGACCUCACCCUCAGUGGCUCAGGGCGCGAGGACAACGGCAGCAUUCACAGACUGCUCAGCUCCCUCAAAGCAGAUCCCCGCCACAGUCUAGCUCUUCCCCCAGGAGGUGUCGAGGAGCACGGGCCGGCGGUCACCCUCUAGCGGCUCCUGGGCAUGAGCUGCGCGUCCCAACAGGCUGAUUGUGCAGAGCCUUGCGGAGACACGGGCUGAGGAAAGAGCUGUAACAGGAGGCGGCAAGAACUGACACACGGGGAUGAGUACAGUUUCCACAGGGGAAUAUUUUUUUUUUAUUCCAAUUGUAAAAUAAGAAAAAUUGUAUACUUCUACCUGCUCCUUUUUGUUUUUGAGUUUAUCGCCUUUUCCCACAACCGAAUCCUUUAUUUUCAACUCACUGACUAGAAAAUAAAAAAUAACUCUAUUUUUAUAGGAUUUCUCCACAGAACUUACAGGUGUUAUAUUGAAGUCCGCAUGCAGUUCCUGGCUCCUUUAUAAAUUGAUAGACAGGAUCUGACUACGUGCAGAAAAUACUUCUUUUAGUUCGUUAAAAAUGAAGCUUUAAAAUUACUUCCUUCAAAUGGCCAAAUUCAUUUUUUUGACUGCAUCCUGCAAAAGUAUCCCUGUGACACCGGCAGACUUGCUGGGGCUGCACUCCAUGAAGGAGGCUUGGCAGGAAGGUGAUGGGACUGACACGUAAAAGCAAACACACCAGAACUUGUGCUAAGUGUGGCCAUAAAAGAUGAACCAAGUCGUCACAACAUUUUAGUCAUGUUUCAA
Trichechus manatus latirostris (Florida manatee) is the source of this 1856-nucleotide messenger RNA. It is a transcript of the gene PARD6G, whose product is annotated as par-6 family cell polarity regulator gamma. Lineage: Eukaryota; Metazoa; Chordata; Mammalia; Sirenia; Trichechidae. The record is from RefSeq and is a predicted model, not a curated record. Gene Ontology annotation, biological process: establishment or maintenance of cell polarity; centrosome cycle; regulation of cellular localization. Gene Ontology annotation, molecular function: protein binding. Gene Ontology annotation, cellular component: apical plasma membrane; nucleus; cell cortex. The transcript has 3 exons. Bases 72 to 1223 code for a protein of 383 amino acids.